UCACUGCUUUUCACGCAAAACGCACGUUUCUCUCUCCCCCCCUCUCUCUGUUCUUCAGUGGCCGCGAAAGCUACUUUUGUCGCCAUUUUUACUCUCUAAAAACCCUAAUGCCGGUUUUGUGAAGUUAAUGGAGUUCCCUGGUGGUGGGUGGGUGUGGUGGGCGUACAAAAAAGUGAUAAUUGGGAGUGCAUUUUAACUUUGAGGUUGUCACCUUAUUGGAUUCGAUUCCUAGGGUUUUUUGGGCUCCGAAUUGGACGAUUGAUGAAAUAUUCGCUUCUGAUUGGUCUGGAUGUUGGGGUUGUGGUCUUGCAUGUCCAUUUUGCGAUCUGGGUCAUGCACAUUUUUCUGAUUUGAGGCUUCCGGGCCCGGUUUUCUCAUCUGGGUCUGAGUGAUUUGGCUCUAUUUGAUUCUCUAAUUUUCGGUUCUGAAAAGGGUUUCCCUUUUUUGGGUGGAAUUUUAGGUUAUUUAAUAAUUAUUUUUGGGGUGGGCGUGGUGUUUUCAUUUUCGUGAAGAGGUAUUUUCGGUGAAUUUUGAUUUUUGGUGUUGUUUUAUGUAUUGGACAUUUAGAGGGUUUGGAGUAAGGUAGAAAAGGAGGGAGGAUUUUGAUGGAUUGAAAUAUUUAUGAGAAAAUGGGAAUUUGAUUUUGUUGGUGUUCAGAGAAAAUGGGAUUGGGCCCAGAUGCUAUUCAGGUGGGGAAUUGGGAGGUGGGCAAUUCAAAGGGAAGGAAGAAGAAAGAUGAUGAAGAAGAGGCGACAGGGUGUUGGAUUAAGUUUAGAUUUAUGGGGAGUUGCAUGUCUGCAAGGUCCAAAGUAGAGAGCUCUGUAAGUAGCUCUAGCACACAAUAUGCGGAAAGUAAAUCUACGAAUGAUACAAGCAGAGAUCAACCAGUUGCACCAGUUGUAUCCUCUUCAACCACUAGCAAUGGGGAAAGUACUCCAUCAACGCCCAACACAGGCGAGGAACUGAAAGUUGCUUCUCAGCUCCGAAAGUUCACCUUCAAUGAGCUUAAAUCAGCAACAAGGAAUUUUAGACCAGAGAGUCUUCUUGGUGAGGGUGGGUUUGGUUGUGUUUUCAAGGGAUGGAUUAAUGGGACUGGAACAACACCUGUCAAACCUGGUACAGGGCUUACUGUUGCAGUGAAAACCCUCAAUCAUGAUGGACUUCAGGGUCAUAAAGAAUGGCUUGCUGAAGUUAAUUUUCUUGGUGAUCUCCUCCAUCCUAAUUUGGUUAAAUUAAUUGGUUAUUGCAUUGAGGAUGAUCAAAGGCUGCUUGUUUAUGAGUUUAUGCCUCGUGGAAGCUUGGAGAAUCACCUUUUCAGAAGGGCCCUGCCUCUUCCUUGGUCCAUCAGAAUGAAAAUUGCACUUGGUGCUGCAAAGGGUCUUGCCUUUCUUCAUGAGGAAGCUGAAAGGCCAGUAAUAUAUCGAGAUUUUAAAACAUCUAAUAUCCUGUUAGAUGUGGACUACAAUGCUAAGCUUUCUGACUUUGGACUUGCCAAAGACGGUCCAGAAGGAGAUAAGACACAUGUAUCUACUCGUGUAAUGGGAACCUAUGGCUAUGCAGCCCCUGAGUAUGUGAUGACAGGGCAUCUUACGUCAAAGAGUGAUGUUUAUAGCUUUGGGGUGGUUCUCCUUGAAAUGUUGACUGGGCGAAGAUCCAUGGACAAAAACCGUCCAAAUGGGGAGCAUAACCUUGUGGAAUGGGCACGACCUCAUCUUGGAGAGAGGAGAAGGUUCUAUAGGUUGCUAGAUCCCCGUCUCGAAGGUCGCUUCUCAAUCAAAGGUGCACAGAAAGCGGCCCAAUUGGCUGCACACUGCCUUAGUCGGGACCCAAAAGCCAGACCUCUAAUGAGUGAAGUUGUUGAAGCCCUAAAGCCUCUGCCAAAUCUCAAAGACAUGGCCAGUUCUUCAUCCUUUUUCCAGACCAUGCAAGCAGAGCGCAUGGGCUCCACCCCUAACUCUAGAAGUGGCAUUAGAGCACAGGCAGGGUUCCUAUCAAGGAAUGGACAACCAAACAGAAGUCUCUCCAUGCCAAACGGUCCACAUGCCUCUCCAUAUAACCACAACCAUCCUCACCGGUCACCAAAACCCUAAUUUCAGGCAAACAUAGCACCAAGUUCAUGUCCAUCUGUUUCUUCCCCAUUUCACUUCCUUAUCUUACAUGCUAUCUGUUAAAGGGAUUGGGGGCAUCUUGAAAAAUUGAACAAAAAAUGCUGAGACUAUCUUGAAGUUAAUGCUGAUGUGUUGGUUUUUCCUUUUUGAGAUGUGAGUGAGAGAAGUAGGUGGAGGAGAUUGAAGGAGUAGCCUGGAGAGAAUCAUGGAGCUUUCGCUUUUGUUGAUUGUACUCUGUUUUGAACAUGAAAAAUUGAUCCAUGAUGUUUUCUUA
Messenger RNA from Vitis riparia (riverbank grape), 2382 nucleotides. Its product is annotated as probable serine/threonine-protein kinase PIX7. Gene Ontology annotation, biological process: protein phosphorylation. Gene Ontology annotation, molecular function: protein kinase activity; ATP binding. The record is from RefSeq and is a predicted model, not a curated record. NCBI's taxonomy places the organism in Eukaryota, Viridiplantae, Streptophyta, Magnoliopsida, Vitales, Vitaceae. The transcript is spliced from 6 exons. The coding region runs from base 663 to 2090 and encodes 475 amino acids.